This is a messenger RNA of Fukomys damarensis (Damara mole-rat), 1037 nucleotides long. RefSeq names its product anaphase promoting complex subunit 10 (gene Anapc10). Gene Ontology annotation, biological process: protein K11-linked ubiquitination; anaphase-promoting complex-dependent catabolic process. The coding region runs from base 169 to 726 and encodes 185 amino acids. The transcript has 5 exons. Gene Ontology annotation, cellular component: anaphase-promoting complex. NCBI's taxonomy places the organism in Eukaryota, Metazoa, Chordata, Mammalia, Rodentia, Bathyergidae. The record is from RefSeq and is a predicted model, not a curated record.
UGUGCUGCGACUCUCAGUUACAUCCUUGGGAAAUCCAGGCUGUGCUAAAAUGAGUGGGAGUGGCGCGGAUCUGCAGUUCCAGAGAGCCUGAGUCUUGGUAAGCGAGACUGGAAGCAGUUAAGUGCGCUUUUCCUCAACGUAGAAAGAGGGCCCAUCAAUAUUUAAAAAAUGACGACGCCAAACAAGACACCUCCUGGUGCUGAUCCUAAGCAGUUGGAAAGAACUGGAACAGUAAGGGAAAUUGGGUCACAAGCUGUUUGGUCACUCUCAUCUUGCAAACCAGGAUUUGGAGUGGAUCAGUUACGAGAUGACAAUCUAGAAACUUACUGGCAAUCAGAUGGCUCCCAGCCUCAUUUGGUGAAUAUUCAGUUCAGAAGAAAAACAACAGUGAAGACAUUAUGUAUUUAUGCAGAUUACAAGUCUGAUGAAAGCUAUACACCAAGCAAGAUCUCAGUCAGAGUAGGAAAUAAUUUUCAUAAUCUUCAAGAAAUUCGGCAACUUGAAUUGGUGGAACCAAGUGGCUGGAUUCACGUUCCCUUAACUGAUAAUCACAAGAAGCCAACGCGCACAUUCAUGAUACAGAUUGCUGUUCUAGCCAAUCACCAAAAUGGAAGAGACACCCACAUGAGACAGAUUAAAAUAUACACACCUGUGGAAGAGAGCUCUAUUGGUAAAUUUCCUAGGUGUACCACUACUGAUUUUAUGAUGUAUCGUUCAAUAAGGUGACUUUAAAAUGGAGUAAAAGUGAUUAAACAUGUUUUAUCGUCUCAUUAGAUAUUGAUAUAAUCUGAUAUAGAUAUCUUUAUUGAAAAAUACCAGUUAUUUUGCAAUUUUAUAUAUGUUUAAAAGUAUUUUACUUUGAUAAAUAAAUCAAUUUUUGGUCAUAUUGUCUGUUUUCGUUAACAUAUGAUCAUGCUCACAUAUUUUGUAUUACUAAAUUUGAAGCCAGUCAUAUUUUCUUGUGUUAAAACUAGUUGAACUGAAAAUUUUAAGAUGUACACAAAGAGGUUUUUUUUUUUCCAGCUUUUAUUUUUUUA